UAUCAGCUUGGUCCUCGCGAGCUAGACAAACACUCUAAAUGGCCGAUGCUUCUCAUGAUACAUGGAAGCUGCCUACCAGAGCUCAUUAUUCCUUUACUAUUUGUUGGAGCGUGGACCACAGGCAUAUGCUUAUUUUCAAGGCAUGUGCACGAUGUGGGCAUUGCGACAACUUUGCUCACUGUCCUUGGGUUCAUUGUUGCCUUAUCUUUGUCUUUUCGCAGUUCCACGGCAUACGAAAGAUACAUGGAGGGAAGAAGAGCUUGGACGCAAUUGACUAUGGUUUCGCAGAAUCUUGCGCGAAAUAUUUGGGUUAAUGCUGUGGAGAGGGAAGAGAGCGCCAAGGACGACCUGCUGUCAAAAGUGACCGCCCUGAAUCUGAUAGUGGCUUUUGCCCAGGCGCUCAAACAUCGCCUCCGGUUCGAGCCAUACACUCAUUACCGCGAUCUGAAAGACCUGGUGGGCCAUCUGGACACCUUCGCAAAUGAAGCAACGGAACUCGAGACCCAUCGCGACGAAGACCCGCCGACAUUCUGGGAAUCCUGGGGAGACUACCUCGCCAUUCCAAUGCUUACCUCCAACCCGAGAAAGACAAUCAAGCGCGCUAGAUAUCCACUUGGCAAUCUACCCCUAGAGAUUCUGAAUCAUUUGGGUGUUCAUAUCCAUUCUCUCAUUGCAUGUGGCUGUUUUAGAGCGAAUGGGUACCAGGCACAAGCUUUGAAUGCAAUUCUGGCUCUGAACGAUAUACAGGCCAAUACAGACCGCAUUCUCAACACUCCACUACCCCUCGCUUAUGCCAUAGCUAUAUCCCAGUUAACUUGGGUAUACAUCCUCAUUCUGCCUUUCCAAUUGUACUCCACUCUUGGCAUGCUCGCUAUCCCAGGCACUUUACUGGCAGCAUACAUGAUCCUGGGCUUUGCCUCCAUUGGCCGCGAGAUCGAGAACCCGUUCGGCCACGACGUAAAUGACCUGCCGCUCGACGACUUCUGCGCGCAGCUCGCUGUUGACAUUGACAUCAUUGCUGCUAUGGCGCCCAAAGACGCGGAUACAUUUGUGAAGAGUGAUAAGAAUCAGCUCAUGCAUCCGCUUAGUAGGAGCGGCUAUGAAGCAUGGAGUGAGAGCAGUGUGGACGAGAUCAGGGACGCGUUGAAGAGGAAG
This is a messenger RNA of Paraphaeosphaeria sporulosa, 1155 nucleotides long. RefSeq names its product UPF0187 domain membrane protein. Gene Ontology annotation, molecular function: chloride channel activity. The annotation marks the transcript as partial. NCBI's taxonomy places the organism in Eukaryota, Fungi, Ascomycota, Dothideomycetes, Pleosporales, Didymosphaeriaceae. The transcript is spliced from 5 exons. The record is from RefSeq and is a predicted model, not a curated record.